UGUUGCAUCAAUUCAAACAGCUUUUAGUUUACAUAUAGCGUGUCGGCGUGUUGUGAGUGAACAUUAAACCUCCGACAUGGGUUUUUUAGUGGAAGUUGAAAUUAUAUUGUAAAAUUAUGGAUCCUUUUACAUUGAUGAGGCUUCAGGGAGGCUGUGAAGAUUGAAGUAUGGAGAAACCACAUGGGGUCAGUUUUGAAGAUGGCUCCCCUGACACCAAAUGGGAGAAAGGAACAACAAGUGGAAGGGAAUUGUCCUCAUGUGGUUCGGCUUCAGGUCCCACAUCCUCAACAAACACAAGUGUGGGAGGCAGAAUAGAAGAGAAGAUGGAAGUUGAUGACCCUCUUCUCUUACCCUCCUUAGCUUCUCUGCCUUCUAGCUCCUCUAUAACAAUCACCAAAGCUUCAGUAGCUCAGCAGCGACCUUCUCAAUCUCCAUCCUCAUCAUCCACACCAUGCUCCACAACUGCACAUGUUCCCAGUUCACAUCCCUCUGUAUCCAGAACUCUACCAUCAACUUCAUCUUGUGACCCCAUUUCUUCAGCCAAUAGAGCAGUUCUAGGUCCUGAUAUGAUGCCCACUAUCCCACUUGUGCCAGUCCAGGUCCCAUGUGGCCGUGGUAGCAUAGUUUCUCUCCCAAAAAUCCGUGGUCGUCCCAAGGGAAUGCCUCUCAGCCCAUCAAGAGGUGGUAACAUUCAUAUAAGAAGAGGAAUGAAAAUAAGAAGAAUUGGUUUACGUGGGCGUGGAGGGCGGCGACUAAGCCACAGUAUGUCUCUUGAAGAGAGAGGAGGUCUCAUUGGAGAGGAUUCUCCUCUUCCUCUUGAUGAUGAUGCAUAUGUGCAGGAUGAUAUGUUAAUGGCAUCCACAUACCAAGACCGAUGGGAUCAGCUGCACGGCCUGGACAGUUUGGUCCGGAACAAGGCUCCUUCAAAGCCAGGACGAGUUUGUAGUUUGUGCUGCCUUGGGGAGCAGAGUCAGCUUGGCCAGGGUGAUUUGGUGAGGCAUGAUCCCACACCUGGCUAUAUACUUCCAGAGAAAAUAGCAUCACCUUCAGAAAGCAGCUUACAAGAAUCUCUUCUUUCUAAAAAGCUGAAAGCUACUCAGGUUUCACUGAAAGACAAAGGGAAAUCACCAAGAAAACAAGUAGGAGGAAUUUUACCUGAACCUGUAGAUGAAAUAUCUCUUGUUGGACACACAGAACUUCCCAGUAUAUCAUUGUUAUUUGAGCCAACUGGUCACUGCUAUGCACACUACAUGUGUGCAUUAUGGUCAUCAAGUGUUGAGCUCACAAAUGAUGACACAAUUACUCAUGUGGAUCGAGCAGUUGUUGCUGGGGCAAGUCAGAGAUGUGUCCAGUGUAAAAAGUUUGGUGCCACUCUGCUAUGCAAGGCAACAGGUUGUCAGUUGCAGUACCACUUCCCUUGUGCAAUGAGUGCAGGAGCAUUGAUGGAUUUGAAAAGUGUAGCUCUUGUAUGUCCAGCUCAUACAGACAAGAGCAGAGAUAUAGUUGAUGUAGCUUGUGUGGUGUGUGAAAACUUAUCUCCAGAGAGUUCCCUCCUGUUUUGCUGCUCUUGUGGGAAUCACUAUCAUGGGCUGUGUCUCAAACCAGUAAUCAGUCCUACGCCCAUUAUGCGUGCAGGGUGGCAAUGCCCUGACUGUAAAACAUGUCAGAUGUGCCGGCAACCAAGUGAGGAGAUGGUAUGUGGAGUAUGUGACAAGGCCUACCAUGUGAUGUGUGCUCGACCGUUUGGCCUCUCCCUCUGCAGAACUGGGUGGAAAUGCAAGACUUGCAGAGUGUGUGGUGACUGUGGGUCUCGAACUCCUGGCAAUGGUCUCUCUUCGCGCUGGCAUUCCAACUUCACUGUGUGUGACUCCUGCUAUCAGCUCCGUAAUAAAGGCUUUGCAUGUCCAAUUUGUCACAAGGCAUAUCGAGCAAUAGCCCAGAAAAGUAUGGCCAUGUGUACAAAGUGUCAGAGGCAUGUUCACAGUAUGUGUGAUGCUGAUGCAGAUCUUAGUAUUAUCCAAGCAAAAUGGAAUGCUGAUCAUUCUUAUGAAUAUGUGUGCACCAGCUGCAGCAAUAUAAUUCCAUCUCCAAACCAGUCACCACGAACAACUUUGGAAGAUAGCUGUGAUGGUCCACAAGAUUCAUCAAUCAACUCAGAUGAUUCUAAUGACACCGAUCUCACAUCAGAGGGCAAAUCUGAAGAUCUCCCUACAGUAAAACCACAAAGCAGCUUUCUUUCUAAAGGAAAGCCCCUAAGCCUAGCCAAAAGGGGAUUUCCUUCUAAACUGCGUGGUGGUGCUGGGGAAAAAUACAGUGUUGGGAAGAAAACUUUCUCAGGCUCCAAGAAACGAGGCCAGACAAUACCUGUCCGCAGAGGUCGUGGCAAUGGACGUGGCUACCGAGGAUAUUUCAACUAUCAAAAUGUAACUCUUCAGGCAAUGGAGACUCACCAAAGUGCAGGAAAAGAGGAGGGUGAGGAAAACAAGUUGAUUCUUGUGUCAGCCAAGGAUGAGUUUUGUCUUCAGCAAGAUGUUUGUGCCAUGUGUGGAGCAUUUGGGCAAGAUCAAGAAGGGCGUCUCAUUGCUUGUGCACAGUGUGGCCAGUGUUACCAUCCAUUCUGUGCUAAUGUUAAGGUGACCAAAGUGGUGCUUCAGAAAGGGUGGCGAUGCUUGGACUGUACUGUUUGUGAAGGCUGUGGUGAAAGGAAUGAUGAGGCCAGACUUGUCUUGUGUGAAGAUUGUGACAUAUCUUACCACAUUUACUGCAUGAACCCUCCUUUAGACCAUGUUCCAUCAGGAGUUUGGCGCUGUAAAUGGUGUGCCAUAUGUAUUCAUUGUGGAGCAACAGAUCCUGGCACAAACUCUACAUGGCAGCAGAAUUACAGCAUGUGUGGUCCCUGUAUGUCCAUGACCCAGUGCCCAGUUUGUGAUGAGCCAUACUCUGAUGGAGAACUCAUUCUUCAGUGUUCAAAUUGUGAGCGCUGGUUGCAUGCAUCAGAUGACAUGAUCCAUACUGAAGAGGAAGCUGAAAGGUGUGCUUCCAAAGGAUAUUUGUGUCUCAUAUGCCGACCUCAGGAUGCCCAACCUCCUCACUUACUCCCUCACACACCACCUAUACGCUCAGCCCGCAUCAUCACUACUACAGUUGUCACUACCACAUCAACAAGCCCCGUGCGAUCACAGAGCCCUACUGAUAUAAUGACAAAGGUUACCUCAAAAGCUCAGUUUUGGAUGGAUGGCAUUUGUCUUUCUGAAUGUGGGAUGUCUCAAAUCAAGAAUAUGACUCUUGAACCACAAAAAAAGACAAGCAUCACACACAACAGGAAUCCUAAAACAGUGCGAACCAGUCGUGGACCAUCAAUAGAUAGUACUGGAAGUCGCGACAUUGAUGAGGAUGAUGAUGAAGAUGAUGAAAAUAAGUUGGACACUGAAGAGCCAAGACACUGGGUAUAUGGAAUGAAAGAGGGGACCAUUCUUCCAGCCAAGGAGGAUGGCACACCACCUGAUUUACCUGAAGGAUUUUAUACAUUACCAGGCCUUGAACCAGGAACUUAUACUUUACGCAAACGCAGAUACCGCAACAUCAAGACCCUUGGCAUUGGAGGUUUUCAAGUGCGAGCUCGAGGUAAAAAAGAUGAAGAGAAGGCCAGGGAGGAAGCACUUCUGGAUCCUCAGGUUUUGGAGCUAAGAAGAAAGAGAAGUAAUUGGAGGACCAAAAAAAAGAUCAAGCUCUUGGAGAAGUUUCCAUCUUACAUACAGAGCACAGCAUAAAUGGUGCCAUGCUCUUCCUUGAUGUCCUCAUGAAACAGCAGCAAGAAUCCUUUAAUACAGAAGUAUACACCAAGCCCACUAAUCCUUGACACUGCCUUAAUGGAAGGAGCGAAUGUCCUGACAGAUACAACGACUCUACCAUUGGUACGUACAUCAGCAGGGCACUCAUACACUGCAGCACUUGGCAGAUGUAAUAUCACAUUUCUGCCAUCCUUGAAUCAGUCUCAUCUAUUCCCUCUACUUCCCAAGAGCAUGAUUCAUCAAGCUUCCACAUAAUAACAUCAUUAUUAGCAAAAAAGAAAAGAAAAAGAAAAAAAAGGAGGAGGAGGAGGAAGACCAGACACUGGAAAUUAAAUGUUUAUAACAAGUCAAUGGAGAGUGGCAAUAGUUCAAAAGCACCCAAAUGUUUGGUCAUACUCAGUGUUCUUUCAUUAUCUAAAUACUACACAGGGUUGCAAACAUUAUUAUGCAAGCCCCAAUAACAACAUCAAAUGGCUCUUUUACAAUGCCUUUUUUCCCCUUUUCUCCAUAUUUCAGAAAUAUUUGAGUGUGACCACUCAAUCA
Molecule: messenger RNA, 4334 nt
Organism: Scylla paramamosain (green mud crab)
Lineage: Eukaryota; Metazoa; Arthropoda; Malacostraca; Decapoda; Portunidae
Gene: Lpt
Product: histone-lysine N-methyltransferase 2C-like
Exons: 23
Coding region: 168-3770 (1200 amino acids)
Biological process (GO): positive regulation of transcription by RNA polymerase II
Cellular component (GO): MLL3/4 complex
Molecular function (GO): histone binding; transcription coactivator activity; histone H3K4 methyltransferase activity
Source: RefSeq, a predicted model, not a curated record